Chrysemys picta bellii (western painted turtle) is the source of this 5224-nucleotide messenger RNA. The record is from RefSeq and is a predicted model, not a curated record. Lineage: Eukaryota; Metazoa; Chordata; Testudines; Emydidae.
AUGUCUUUAGAAUCUGAUGGUUUACAUCAUGGGCAGGAAUCACAGACUCCACAAGCCCCAAAGUUAGGGGUGAAAGUUGGUGUAAAGCAGGAGCAGAAACAAGAGACUCAAGGAGCCCCAGCGCCAGGGGAGAAGGAUGGUUUAAAUCUGGAGCAGGAAUCAGCAACUCAGCGAGAUUCAGAGCCAAGGGAGAAAGAACCUCCUACAGUGAAAAGAAAAACACUUCUGGAAGUUCUCUCAAAUUUAAACCUGGAUCAGCACAGAAACAGCAAGCUGAAGCCAAGGACUGUCCUGGAAAUCAGCCAAGAAAGUACAAAGACCAGCACUCCUGAGUCAUUAACAAAGUUACCUUGGCACUUCCUAAGAAAGGUGAUGGCUCUGAAUGUGAUGGCAAGAAACACAAGCCUUGUUCAAAAUGCUGAUGAAGAAAAUGAUGACGAUGAGGAAGAGCUGGAUACGAUGGAGGAUUUGUUUUUUCAAAAUGACACUGACACAUGUGAUUAUCUCAAUCCACUUGAUGUUCUCUGCGCCGUACUGCUUUGCUCAGACAGUUUCCUACACCAGGAGAUCCUGUUAAAAAUGUCCAUGUGCCAGUUUGCCCUCCCUCUGCUGCUACCUGCCCUCGACACCCCCACGUGCACCCUAAUGCUGUGGGCCAUGAGGGACAUUGUGAGGAAGUGGAGGCCGCACUCCCUGGCAGAGAGCAGAGGGUUCAGAGAGGAGAGCCUGGUGCUCACAGCAAUGCCAACCAUUUCCUUUGUGCGGCUGGGGAGCUGCAGCUUCUCCAAGUCCCAACUCCUCAAUGAGGUUCUCAGCCCCUCCCAGCAGCACCACGAUUUCUUCAUCCAUCGGGACAUGGAGUCUGGGAACGUCCCUCGGGAAAUCGCAAAUGGGCUGGUCGAGAUUUCCUGGUAUUUCCCUGCUGGGUUGGAGAACUCAGAUCUGUUCCCAGAGCCCAUCGCGGUAACAAACCUGCGCGGAGACAUUGAGUCGCACCAGCUGCAGUUUCGCUUUUUAACACAGGUCUCCUCAGCUGUGUUCAUAGUUACUGAGAGCAUCAGUGAGAGAGAGCAUGCACUGUUAUCAUCUCUGCAGGGAUCAGUUACUAAAUGCUACUUUAUCCUCAGUUCCCCCACUGGGAAACAUAAUGAAAUACCGGGACUCUUUAAAAAGUUACCAGAGCUAUCGCAACUGAAACAGCCACAAAUACUAAUGAAAAACAGCAGCAACAAUAAGGCAGCGUUUUUGAAAAAAAUCCAAUCCAUCAUAAGAAACAUAAUAAAGUCUCCUCCCAUAAUAGAAGAUUUGGAGCACAUGGCUGUGACAGCACGUGAACUAGGAAUCCAGGUGGAUGAGGACUGUGAGGAAUGUCAGAGUGCGAGCAAGUGUGCGAAAGAGAUCACUGAGGAAAUACAAGAUGUAGUAUCAUACAAAAGGAAAGAACUGAAACUCCAAGGGGAACUCUGGAAAAAUUUGGCUAAGGUAGAGAAGGAGCUUUGUCAAAUGAAAGGACGAAAAGACACCAACCCUGAGAUCUAUAAAUCUCAACUGAAAGAGAAAAUAUCAGAGUUACGCACACAGCAGAAUAAAUGUGACCUUCCUGAUACUGUGAAGAGAUUUAUUGGUGGGAUAAGUCCACUACCUCAAGUUGAAAGAUAUUUCCUCAAAUGGAUGAAAUUUUAUCUGGAUCACAUUGCUAGGGAAAACCUUUCUAAGCUGAAGGAUCUGUAUAAAGAAAACUGUAAAGGUGAUGACCCCCAAAAGUUAGCAACAUUAGAUAAGUCAAUUUCUGAUAGUUCCUUAGGGGUGGAGCAUUUCAUGCGUGAGUUGGGGCAGUUUUAUGAGGCUGAAUGUUCAAUGGUCCAGGAAGGCAAAAUACUAAAAAGCCAAGGGAAAUACACCCAUCUCCCAGGCAUAGCAGCUGACCUGAUGCUGGAAGGGUUUCCCAUGGAGCUGAUCGAUGGGGAUGCCUCCAACAUCCCACUGCAGUGGGUGACAGAUGUUCUGACUGAGCUCCAUGCCAAGCUUGGGGGAAGGUCCAGAAUGGUGGUUCUAACGGUGCUGGGAGUGCAGAGCACUGGGAAAUCCACUCUCCUCAACACCAUGUUUGGCCUGCAGUUUGCAGUGAGCAGUGCCCGAUGUACGCGAGGAGCCUUCAUGUCACUCAUUAAAGUGGCAGAGAACUUUCGGCAGGAGCUGGGCUGUGAUUUCAUCCUGGUGAUAGACACCGAAGGCCUGAAAGCCCCUGAAAUGGCCAAGCUUGAAGACAGUUAUCAACACGACAAUGAGCUGGCCACACUGGUGAUUGGCCUGAGUGACAUAGCAAUCAUUAACAUGGCCAUGGAGAAUGCCACAGAAAUGAAGGAUGUUCUCCAAAUUGUGGUCCAUGCCUUUCUCAGAAUGGAGGAAAUAGGACAAAAAUCCAACUGCCAGUUUGUGCAUCAAAACGUCAGUGAUGUGUCUGCGCAUGAACAAAACAUGAGGGACAGGAAACACCUCCUGGAGCAGCUGAAUGAAAUGACCAAAGCUGCAGCCAGGAUGGAAAAACAACACAGAGAAAUUGUGUUUUCUGAUAUUAUGGACUAUGAUCCAGAGAAACACAAUUGGUACAUCCCUGGCCUGUGGCAUGGAGUCCCUCCUAUGGCUUCAGUGAACACCGGUUACAGUGAGAGGGUUUUUGGAUUAAAGAAAUAUUUGCUUGAAUUAAUAAGAAGCCAAAAUAGAUCCCCCAGGGACAUUCCCCAGUUUAUUGAAUGGGUGAGGAGUCUGUGGAACUCUGUAAAACACGAGAACUUCAUCUUUAGCUUCAGAAACAGUCUUGUAGCUGAAGCCUACAACCAGCUGUCAGUGAAGUAUGCAGAGUGGGAAUAGGGUUUCCGCAAGAAGAUGCAUCUUUGGGUAUCGGACAAAGAAACUUACAUCCAAAAUCAGCCACCAGAUAAACUAGACAUUAGUGCCUUAACCAAACUAAAGAGUGAGUCACAGGAGAAACUGGGCAAAGAAAGAGAUAAGAUUUUGGAUAAUUUGAAACAAUAUUUUGAAAGUGGAGCAGCAAAUCUGCACCUGGUUGAAAAGUACAAGGAAGAUUUUAGUAUGAGUGCAAAGGCCCUCAAAAAAGAACUUGAAACUUACUCAGUCAAGAAGUGUGAAGAAGCUAUUCAGAUUCAAAAAGGCAGACACAAGAUGGACAAUAUCCAGGCUGAUUACAUGAAAAGAAUUGAAGGGAAAGUUGACAGGCUCUUGGGAGAGUGCAAGGAGAAAGAAUGUAAACUAGAUGUUGAAGAAUUGGAGAAAGAAUUUGUAAAUAUGUGGAGAAAUACAAUAUCUGAGCUAGCUAGGAAUUUUGCUUUACCAAAACGGCAAAUUCAUGAGGAUAUGGAGAUACAACUGAGAAAGGAACUGGAGAAUCGAGGUAGCGCCGUCAAUCAGAUGCUGCAAGAAGUGAAAAGCUUGUUGAAUUAUAAAAUAAAUGCAUUCAAGAUGAAAAAUGAGUAUAUAGACUUACUGGGGACCAGAUCUACAGAAAAAUCAUUCAAAGAGGAAAGCUGAUAUAAAGCAGAGGAACUUGCUAACUCCUUAAUGGACCAGUGCAGGACUUACAUAGAGAAAAAGGUGAAUUCAAAAGUUGACUAUGAUGAAACCUUUUGUAGAGAAUUGCUGCAUAUGAUCAAUGAGAGGCUCAAAAAUGAAGAUGUUAAAAAGCUUCGAACUAGCACUUCCUUUGAAGUAGACCUGAAGCUUCAUAUUUUGGGGGAAGUUGCUCGUGCAUUUCAGAAGAUGCAUGAUGAUUUUAUUAAAGAAAACAAUGUUCAGCAACGUUUGGAGAAAUUGAAACCUCAGUAUCUCUCCACAUUUAGAGACCUUUACCAAGAAAAAGAUGCUUGCCAAAAUAAGGCCAGGGAUUUCUGUGAUCAGUGUCUUGAACCUGCACUCAUGCAGUAUAUUAACAAGAGACUUGGAAUAGAAAUAGUGGAUGAGUUACUGAGCAGUGGACAAUCGAUUCAAUACGGCAGCCGCAACUUUUUCCAGUUCACCUUGCUGAAGAGGCUGUUAGAAGAGAAGGAUUUUGAGAACUAUGUGAAAUACAUUAAUAGCUAUGAAGAGUUUGUCAAAACCUGGAUAUGGAAGCACCUUUCAGAUCACUAUAGAGAGGCCAAGGGCUUGGGAGAUUUGGAGCAAAAGAUUCUAUCCACCAUAAUGAAUAAAGUGAAGGAUAUUCUGAAAAACUCUGGAGAUGAAAACACUAAAACAGUCUCUGUCUUUUUAGACAACUUUUGCGAAAUUUUGCACCAGGACUUAGUCAUUUCCAAGGACAGUUUAGCAGGGGUACUGUUUAAAAAUACGGCUACAAGCGACCAGUUUUCUGAUGUUAUUCAAACCUACCUUUGCCAUCUGGAAUCACGAAUCUUAUCCAAAUUGAAAGAUGUGAAAAUUGAGUCCAAACUCUCCAGUCUGCCAGUGAAGCCCCAGGAUGAAAUCUUCAAGCGAGUGUUUGGCUGUGGGAAGCAGUGUCCGUUCUGUAAAGUGUCCUGUGAAGCGGGUGGCAAUGAUCACAAAGAACACUUUGCAUCAGUGCAUCUACCUCAGGGUUUGGCACGAUACAAGAAUCAACACACCAAAAAGCUUGACUGCUCUUUAUGCUCAUCUGAUGUGGUUUCUACCAAGGAAUUUAAAAUACCAGAUUCCAAUGGGAUAUUUCAUGCCUAUAAAGAUUAUCGGCGAUAUUACCCAGACUGGCGCAUUCAGCCGGAUAGCAGCAUCAAUGCUUCUGAUUAUUGGAAGUUUGUGUUUAAGCUGUUCAAUAACCAGUUUGCUGAGAGGUACCAUGCUGAGCCAGCCGAUCUCCCAGAUGACUGGAAAAAACUAACUGAAGAGAGAGCCUUGCACAGCAUAAAGGAGGCUUAUGGAAUGAAAUAAAAUCUUCAGUGGGAAAUAACCAAAACUCUCUUUAAAUGAGCCGGACAAUACCUAGAGGAUGUGUGGAGAGGAAACCCAGGGAACUUUUUACAUUUUAAUAAAAUAAAAUGUACAAAAUUCCCACCUUUAGAAGUAAAGACAGAGAUAUAGCUUGUGUCAGAGAUUUAUUUCUGUCAUUUUACCUUACUUAUUUAGUAUUUGUCUUAUUUUUAUUUUUUUACAUAAUUAAAGAGGAUUGAGGUACCAAAGCUGAAGAUUCUGAUAUUGCCUUUUAAUGAUGGAUCUGCAUUUCACUGAAGCAAUUAUU